CAAAAUUUCUUUUCGUUCAGUUGAUCCGUCGGGCCCUUCUUCUCUUUCUACGCUCUUUCUCCUGAUCGCACGAUUCAUCAUUGCUUCGUAUCAGCACUUUUGACACCCUAAACAUCGACUGCUUUUGAACCAAUCCACCUAGGAAUACAGUGCACCGCUAUUUAGUAUUGCCGUCCAUACAAUUACAUCAAAUGGCAUCCCAGUACAUGUCUCCGGUCUUGUGGAGGACAGUAAUCCAACGUCCGGACAUCGUGCUGCUUCAAAAACUGGUCAACCAAGCCAAGGUAGCAUCUACCUCACUCUCUGUAGCGUCUUCGCUUACAACUGAGCUUGGAUCUUUUCAGAUCGAACCUCCAAUUAUGCGCGUUCCUAUGGAUUGCAUUCCAGUUACGCUACGAGGCAAGGCGACAACUCUCUUGGGAAUGAAUUUCGGGGAUUCCAGCAGCUCACCCGAUUUCAUGGCAUUGUCGGUCUUGCAGUUCAGUAUCCUGUCGCUAUACAAUGGCCACACCACUGAAGCAGAAAUGCGCGAAGAAGCUGUUGUGAUGCUGGUCAAGGCGUCCUCGGCAGCUGAUAUCAAUGGCAACUGCUUUGGAAACGCCAGCAACGUCUUACAUCUCGCGGCAUUCUUGGGCAUGAUGACAGCGCUGAACCUCCUGAUCGUGAGUGGAGGGGACCCUUUGAUCACGAACGGCUUUGGACUCAAUGCUCACGAUAUUGUAGAGGCUCAAAGGCAUAGCCAAAAAACCAGAUAUCGACAGGACGACGGACUGGACGGGGAGGCGGAAACUUGGCAUACGACGAAUGUAUCUCCGUUGCGUAUUCGACAGAAAGACCGCGCCGACUCCGCACUAUUUGAUGUUGAGGGCCACUCGGAUUCGGGCUAUGAACACUUGUCAGAUACUGGUGAGUCCAGUAAACUUGUUGAACUGGAUUUGGCAGACAAAGAUCAAUUACCCUACCGGAACCAAGAGCAGCAUCAGCAGGAAUACAAUUGGUGCGGUAGCGACGACACUGAGGAGAAUGAUCCUGGAUACAGCAUUGGCCUCCAUGAGGACCUAGCCUGGCAUCAACGGAUUCGAUUCUGUAGCUCAUAUCCGAGCGAUGUAACUCCGCUUUAUUCGAUCCUGAAGAACCGCCAUGGCGGUCAGCUAGAGCUCUAUGCAGAGAAGUCGAAGGAAAUUCUCGCCUUCCAAGCCUAUCAGGAUUACAUUGCUGGACUCCAGAUUCGACUGAGAUCCAGAGUACAUCCACAAUCGAUUGCGUCUUUCGAGAAGGAUGACACCUCCAUCAGCAAUAAGAAAGCUGUCCAUUGGAGCUCAACUAAGAGAAUCCGCAUAUAUCAGCGUCACAUCAAUCAGGAAGGCAUCCAUCUCGAUCAAGGCGGCUUUGAUCUUUCUGAAGAGUACGAAGAGCACAUACAGGAUCAGUGCAGCUCAAACCCAUCACUCUGUACUGAGAGUUCCACGACGCUGGAUGGUAAUAACAUGUAUGGAUCAUCGAGCCCCUACGAUCGAUUCAACAAUAGUAGUCUCGACCUUAGUGCUGUGCGAGCGUUAUCAAUAACUCCAGCCUACUAUCGACCAUUGCCCGAGAUACCAAAGAUUGUAGAGUCCGGUCAUUCCUCUGAAAGGCGCAGGCAACUUCAACAGCCUACUGCAGAGCCUCCAACGCUGGUCACUAGCGAGAAUUCUUCAAGAUUGUCAAGUGCUGUAAAUACUGUACGCGGACCGCGGCCUUUGCACUCUCAUAUAGAGUUGUCAAGCUCACCUCUCUCGACGCCUUUGAUUUCGGCGAGCGAACCGCAAUCGAUUGCAGCUUUUCUGCCUGAAAGCGCGUCGUCGUCAUCUGUCCUUAGCUCUCCAGAAAGGCUUCCGAGGGUAUUGGUGCGCGCUUUUUCCCUAUCGACCACCGAGUCACCGUCGCUUCGUCGAACACCAAACACUGCUGUCCACAGCUACACAUUUCCUGGUCCAAGGCCUUCUACUAGUCAGUUCAUGCGCUCGGACAACGGCGAGGACGACACUUUGCCGCUGCAAGUCGUCAAAUCGCGUCAUCGACUCUCGCUUAGUGCCGUUACUGGUGGUUUAAUCCAUGCUCUCCCUGUCAAUGUGCACAUUCCGAAUACCGGCCCCCUGUUUCCAAACUCGAUGUCUGUGUGGGCUACAGUGCGAUCACCGCAGCGCUACUCAAAUCAGAAGGCAGCUCCGUUUCCAUCGUACAAAUCGACGUGUGUGCAACGUGGCAGUUUCGAUUCCGAUGAUGAAUUGCACGAAGAAAGUGAUCAUACGAAUACCGGUUGCGUGGACCAAGAUUUAGCUACUCUUGGAAAUCAACCUGAAGCUGAAGCCUCCAGUCCGCCCAGCCAACAAGGGAUCAUUGUGCAUAGGGAUGUAGUCUGUUCGUCCGACAAGCACGCCUACUGGAAACAGCGAAAGGAUGUCAAGGUCGUGAUUCCGCCUCAGGACUCGUCACUGAGAGCCGCAUCGCCUAGCAACAUCCAACAAGACAUGCAAGAGAUUAUUGAGGAUGCAGACAUCCAACAAACAUGUUGUAUCAAGGUUCCAAUGUCGCCAAUCAUGGAACAACAGGAGCUGCUUCAAGUUGCCACAUCGUAUGCAGGCUAUGAAGAUAUGGAGUAUAUUCAUGGAGUAACCCAUGCGACUACCUCAACCGCUCUCAAACGACUUUCAAAGGGCUUUGAAACUGGUGAAACUGUCGAGGACGGGAACACAAAGCACGAGGAGCUCUUGGGCGCAGCCUUGGUGAAUAUUCAUGGGAUCAGUGAAGGACUUGAGGCGCAAGGCUAUGUUGCACGACAGUCAAGAAUAGUAGCAAAGUACUUCAGUCCAGAUGAAGGAGCAUCUACGCCCAAUUCAAUGCAUGGGCCACCCAUUUACACUGCCGCAUCCAGGUUUAGUCUCUGGAGGGACGCGUCCGAGAUCGACAAGCAGCCAAAACGACGGACUCUUUCAAGCUGUCCUUCGCCUUCGACCACCAACACGGGAGCCCUGUACAUGAGAGUCAGAAGCAUAUGCGGCUUUGUGUUGCCGAUACCUGCCGAGAACACAAUGAUCUCUAUCCGCAUUGACACUGGACACGAAAAAGUGGACACGGAUUAUGUUCCACUGGAAGCUAUCGAGAUUCUGUUUAACCAGGAAUUCUGCCUCGAUCUAGCAUACAUUAAUCAUUGUGCUGAAAUAUCUUCCUAUUGCUUUGCCCCUAGACCUGUGAGUCCAGGAUUAGAGAUUACGAUGACGCUACACCUCAUGCAGGCUCCUCACUUGAUGCCUCGCUUUACUGUACCCCCUCCGCCUGUCACGAACUUCGCAGGCGAUGACGUUCCAAGACAAAUGAAGGUCAUACUCCCAGACUCAAGUCUAUCCUCUGACUCUGCGGCAGGCGCUAAAUCCACCCCCGGUCGCAGAACUAGGCAGCUAUUACCGUCGUUUUUGAAAAAAUCCUCCCCGGAAAGCUCACACCGAGGUGCGGAUUCUAGCAUAAUUACCAAGGCAAAAUCGCUCGGAUCAAGAGCAAAACUGCCAUCCGGGUUUGCAUCAGCGUCCAGCGCUACAAUGUCUUUAAGUAUUUGGAGCUCAAGGUCGAGCUCACGUCUUGGCGUUGACGCCCCAUCGACCAUUUCGCAGUCUUCUAUCUCCUCUUCAGGUCAGAGCAUGCUGUCCAAGUGGAAGAAGGGAAUCACAUCGAUUCAUAGGAGUCACAAGCCAUCGACAAUGCUACGAGCCCAGUCGCCAGGCCUCACUAUCGAAGAAAUCGAGCAUAUGAAGCUUUCCCAGUCGUUUCACCAGACACAGAACUCAGCUCAACAGCUGCAGGAGUAUCGGGAUAGUCUCGGCGGUGAGUCUGUCGAUAACACCGCUCAGUCAUCCUCGCAUUCGGAAAUGAGGCAUAACUCUAGUCUUCGCCCGCCUCCACAGUUGAGUCUUUCCGAGCUCCAAGAGACGGAAACUUCGCUUCAAAUCCUUUCGCGACACAUCGACUUUGACGACGAGCUAUGCGUUGCUCGCUCCGCAAUUGCUUUUAGCAAUCUUCGAUCCCUUUGCACCAACCAGACCGUAACGGUCGAGUUCCAAACUGUGAACAACUGGGCGGACAUGAACAAUUACUCACAGGCCCACGACAUGUACAUUUCUGACGCUAGCAGAAAUAGCUAUGCUUCCUACGUGUUGAGCCGCAAUGAGCCUAAGAUGGACCGAGGACCUUCAGGCCAGGGUUCUAUUAUCGCCAAAAUUAUGACCACUCUUUGCUUCAUCCCUGGCCCCGAAAUGGAUCCCGAAGAUGCCAUCUUUGGAGAUGAGAACUUCGUCCCAACCGAGCCCCAGAACUUGGAAGAAUGCCACCAUGGACUACAUUAUUUCCAGUGGCAGGACCGAAUAUCUUUCCAGGGUCCAUUAUUCUAUUUGACAGAACGUAAUAACUGGAAGGAGGCAUGGUUCUGUAUCGUUGGAUCAAGUCUUUGGCAGUGUCGCGCACCAAAUGCGUCAGCAUCGCCUUUAUUAGAGCAAGCAAAAAUUAAGCUGGAGCGAAUCCGUUGCUUGGACUUGGAGAGCGUGCGACAGAUCGGGACUGGUCAGGAGAGGCUUAAGGCAACCGCCCAGUACUUGGAAGGCCAGGAGUUUCACAGUUCUUGCCAAGGCGAUCCAUGGAAUGACUACAGAGUAGUAGACGAGGAAGACAUCCCGGAAGAUGAAUCGCUUUGCCCUGUGCGAAACGGAUUCCGACUGCAUCUUCAUCUAUCCAAUGGAUCUGACAAUGGCAGACAAUUUGUUGCUCCGAAAGUGGCGGUUCAGGACUUUUAUGCAGUCUCGCAGGAGAUGGCACAGAAGUGGGUUAAUGCUCUGAUGUUGGCAUGCCGAAGCCGGCCUGUAAGGCCUUAUUGGCUGCGCGAUUGAGCGGCGCACUUCCUUGUGUCUAUAAGUUCUUCGGAUGUAAUAAAGCACUGCUCUGGCGAGAAGAAGGGGGC
This is a messenger RNA of Gamsiella multidivaricata, 4984 nucleotides long. RefSeq lists its product as uncharacterized. The transcript has 6 exons. The record is from RefSeq and is a predicted model, not a curated record. NCBI's taxonomy places the organism in Eukaryota, Fungi, Mortierellomycota, Mortierellomycetes, Mortierellales, Mortierellaceae. The coding region runs from base 192 to 4913 and encodes 1573 amino acids.